AUGGACACGGGCGCACAGAAACACCGGCCUCCCGCGAACCUCGAAGUCAGCGAUGCCUCUCCCACUCUUGCAUCGUCUUCAGAGCUCCUCAGUGGCCUAGAAGAACAUGAAGAUGUGGUUUCGUGGAUCAACACUGUUCUUGACAUAUAUGAAGAGCCUAGUGACGCGGAACGCUCUGCUGCGCUAACGGAACUGGACCGACGCGUCUCCCAUUUGGUGGGGACCCUUGAAAUCGCCUCGGAAGACACCUCCGCCCACGUCGACCGACUCAUCGAGGACAUUUCCCGCGGCGCGUCAAGGCUCACGUACGACCUUCAUUUCAUGCGCGAGAGCGCGCUCUCCCUCCAGACCAUCCUCCACAAUGUCGAGGCCAAGUCCAGCCCGUCCAUGGGUGCAGAAACGGAUGCCGCACUGGAGAAUCUGCAUCACCUCGACACCAUUAAACGCAACGUGGAAGCAACUCGGGAGGUUUUGCGGGAGGCGGAGAGUUGGAGUACGCUGGAGAGCGACGUGACGUCUUUGCUUGGGGAGAAGAACUACGAGAAAGCCGCGGAACGGCUUUCGGAGGCGUCGAAGAGUAUGGUUGUCUUCGAAAACACACCGGAGUACGACAGCCGUCGCACCCUCAUGGUCAGUCUGCAAAAUCAGCUCGAAGCGUCCCUCAGCUCCGCACUUGUCGCCGCAGUCAACUCGCAAGACGUUGCUGUGUGUCGAAACUACUUCUCCAUCUUCUCCAACAUCCAACGCGAGUCCGAGUUCCGCAACUACUACUAUGGCUCGCGUCGCGGUCCUCUGGUAGAAGAGUGGCAGCUCGCGAGACUCCGUGACUGUGAAACCACCUCCCCCAUCGACCAAUCAUCCCUGGCAUUCUCCGCCUUCCUUACCACCUUCUAUGAUUCCUUUGUAGCCAUCCUGCAGACGGAGAGAACCUCUGUGCCUGCCAUCUUCCCCGAUCCCCGACCUACGCUCUCUGCCCUCAUCACAUCCACCCUUUCUGCCUUGCAACCGUCGUUCUCCCAGCGUCUGGAAGCGCUCUCGACGCAUUACGGUGCCCAGGCUCUCCUCCAGCUCAUUUCGACGUAUCGGGCGACCGAAGACUUCGCUGUUACCACUGACAAGAUCAUGGAGAAGGUCAGCUAUGCUGCACCCAUCACCUCCGAAGACCAGCGACCCUCUGCACACUCUCGCCGCCGUUCAACAAACCGGAUGUCGUUGUCCAUGUCACGACGGAAUCGCCCGUCUAUCAGCGGCACAGGCGUCCUGAUCCCUCCAACUCUCGGCUGGGACACCGAACUCUUCGAACCCUUCGUCGACUUUCAAGUGGAGUACGCGGCGCUGGAGACCCGUUUUGUCGAGGAUGCGCUGAAGACGGUAUUGGCUGCCGAGUCGAAAGGACGUAUCGACCAUGCACGCGUGCUUCGAGAGCGCGCUGUGGAUGUUUUCGGUAUCGCAGAGGAUGCCAUUGCACGGUGUACGGCUUUCACGCACGGAUACGGCGUCCUUGGCCUUGUUCAGUCUGUCGAUCGCCUGUUCUCUGCCUUCGCUGAGGCUUCAACUUCGGAGAUCUCCGCGCGUCGAAGUGGUCAAGGCGGUUCCUCAAUGACGGCAUCUGCCUCUGGGGAAGACCUCUCCGACCUGGAUUACACUGCGGAUGAUUGGGUAGACAUCCAAGCACUCCUCCAUUUCCUCGAGGCCGUCCGCACACUGCUCGACCGCAUGGUCAUGUUCGAAUCAAAGCUUCGUGCGAGCUUGGUCCAGGUUUCCGCGUCGAUGCGCCAGUCACGUAAUGACCCAGCGGCGAUCUUCAUGUCUGGCGCAAGCCGCGGCAAGCUCCAGCUACUCAUGCAGUCCAAUUUGAACUCGGCGGAGCUGCAGGAGCUGCUCAAUAAGGUCGAUCCGGAGGCGCCUCCUCCACAGAGUGCAACCCCAGGCAGCACCUUCCUGACUCCUACUCCCCCGACACCGGGACCGAUCUCUGAACUCGCACGGACGACCCAGCAAGCCCUCCAAGACACGAUCCUCUCCCCGCUGUACAAGUACCUUUCCACCUACGCUUCCUCCUCCCUGUGGGCCGCUCCGCCCGACCCGCAGACCCGACGCGUGCAAGGCACUGGCGGCGGCAACGCGCUCUCCGAGGUCUCCGUGCCCACCUUCUCGCUCUCCCCGAGCAGCACGAUGCAGCACGUCACCGAAGGCCUCCUCAACCUCCCGCGCCUCUUCGAGGUCUACGCCGACGACGACGCGCUCGCCUUCUCGCUCAACACCCUCCCCUUCCUCUCGCCCGACACCCUCCGCGCGCUCUCCGAGCCCGCGCCCCCCGCGCCGACCGACGCCCACGCCGCAGCCGGCGGCAUCACGCACACGCGGCGCGCCCCGUCCCUCGCGCUCGCGCACGCGCCGGCGUCCCCCGCGCUCGCGCUCGCGCCCGCGCCGCUGCCCCCGGAGGCGGUCGCGGCCGCGUGGCUCGCCGCGCUCGGGCGCGCGCUUACGACGCACCUCACCGACGCCGUCCUCCCGCGGAUCGCGCGCCUCUCGCCCGCGGGCGCGGCGCAGCUCGCGAGCGACCUCGGCUACCUCGCGAACAUCGUCGCCGCGCUCAACGUCGACGCGCCCGCGCUCGAGCGGUGGCGCGCCGCCGCCGCGCUCGACGACGUCGAGGGGCGCAGGCGCGUGCGGGAAGAUAGGGCCAGGCCAAAGGGGGUGGGCGAGGGGGGCGAAGCGGAGGCGCUGGACGGGAACGGGAACGGGCACGGGGAGGCGAAGGACGCGGCGGAGUUGGAGCUGGACGCGGCGGUGCUGGCGGCGGUCGCGAAGCUUCGUGGGUGGGCGUGA
Epithele typhae is the source of this 2832-nucleotide messenger RNA. RefSeq names its product Golgi complex component 7-domain-containing protein. Gene Ontology annotation, cellular component: COG complex. Gene Ontology annotation, biological process: retrograde vesicle-mediated transport, Golgi to endoplasmic reticulum; intracellular protein transport; Golgi organization. Bases 1 to 2832 code for a protein of 943 amino acids. Lineage: Eukaryota; Fungi; Basidiomycota; Agaricomycetes; Polyporales; Epitheliaceae. The record is from RefSeq and is a predicted model, not a curated record. The transcript is spliced from 3 exons.